This is a messenger RNA of Coniophora puteana RWD-64-598 SS2, 2412 nucleotides long. RefSeq lists its product as uncharacterized. NCBI's taxonomy places the organism in Eukaryota, Fungi, Basidiomycota, Agaricomycetes, Boletales, Coniophoraceae. The record is from RefSeq and is a predicted model, not a curated record. Bases 139 to 2316 code for a protein of 725 amino acids. The transcript is spliced from 6 exons.
GCCGGCAACACCACAAGCGAUACGAAAAAGUUCAGCCACCAGAUACAAGCUUUUAACGCAGAUGAAGCGGCGGCGGUGGCUAACAGCCUUGAAUUAAGAGUCCGCCUCGGAAGCCAAGAGCAGGUCAUCAAUGCAUCCAUGCAUCUAUGUCCUACCUGGGCGAUUAUCGGGGGAUGCUCUUGCUCACUCUUCCUCUCUGUCAUGUCUACUGCUCCUGUUCCCCUGGACCCGCGACUGUGGGCUCCCAGAGCCCUCCGUGUCGCUGAAGAUCAGGAUGAAUGGAGGAGGCUACCCUCUGUAUGGGCCAACAAACGCUUCCCUGUCACUGAAAUACGGGAGGACCGGCGUCGCUGGGUGCAGGACUGGGACGAGGGCAUCGCCAGCCUCUACCACACACAAGAGCCAGAACGUGGCGCCGUCGUCGUCUUUCGCAGUACUAUGUGCGGAUUGCGAGCCGUUGGUGGUCGGCGCAAGAAGGUGGACCGAGACUGCUACCGGCGCCUCCGGCUCGUGCGAGAGGAGACAGACAGGAUGUACGAGAAGAUGCCGGCCGCUCUCAGGAUUAGGAUUGCAGUGGAUCCCAGCCAGCGAAUCGAGGGCUGCGACGAGCGCGAGUACUUCAGGCUCGUGAGCACUGAGUCUCGAAGGGAUGUCGUCGACGAAGGGUUUGAGGAGGCAUGCUGUCGCUCGGGGAUCGGACAGGACGCAGCGCAUGCUAAAAGGGGUCAGGGGUUGUUCGAUCUUUAUACGCGCUGUCUCAAAGCGAUCGACCAUGGCGGCCGCGAGAAUUUCGAUGCAGCCAUCGUCCGGAACGAUUGGUGGACGAGCGCCUUUGGCGACGGGAAGGUUAUCGACAGGAAACCUGAGAAGCUGAAACCCGACCCCGAGAACGUGUCCAGGAUGGAUGACCAGCGCUCCCUGUGGGCCAACACGUUCUUUCCUAUCACCGAUAUCAGCACGGACCGCCGACAAUGGAUGCGCGACUGGGACAGAGCCGUCAUCGAUUUCUGCACGGACGAGCCGGAGGAGGACCACGAGGGCAGUCCCGUCGUCUUCGGGAUGAGCUUUUGGAAGAUGGACAUCCAGAAGGGCAAGAAGCUCAGUCAACGCGACCACCAUCGCCUCCGCAGUCUCCAAGCGGACUGCAAAGAACGGUUCCAGGAGCUCAUGAGCAUGCUCAAGAGAGAGGACGGGAAAGCGGGGAAGCGACAUUGGAGUGCGUGGUUUGGGCUUGUCGGCUGGGAAACGCGGAGGGAUGUCAUGUGCGAUGGCUUCGAGGGGGCUUGCCGGAAGUCGUGUUUUGGACAAGAUGCACGGAUGCUCUGCCCCGAGCUGAAUUCUUAUGAGAUGCUGUGGCGACGAGGAGAAGGUUUUUUCGACUUUAUCGAUGAAUGCCUGGAGCUGUGGGAUGCAGGAGGCAUGGCAAAGUUCGACGAGGUGAUAGUACGUAACGAGUGGUGGGGAAAGGCGUACGCGGACAAGAGGGUUGUCCAGGAGACCCCGGAGAUAAGAAAGUGGUGUUAUGAAGUCAUGACCUCCGUUCGACACCUGUUCAUCCUCAACUUCAUUACCCAUACCCUCGUGUGUCUGGACAAGCAGUGUCAGAGUCUCCCGCCCGACCUCCCUGACGACUACUUGGUUGCUUACAGGGUGCUACAGAACCUUGGUCCAGCUGGUGCCCAGGAGCUAUUGGACGAGAAGAGAGACUGGAACAGCCGCUCCAUGCUUGUCUGUGAAAACUGCGAACGCCUCUCGGAUGAUCCCAUGACGAAAUUCAUGGCGUGUAAGAAGUGUAAGCAGAAACUCAACUUCGAGGUCCGAUAUUGCUCGAAAGAGUGCCAAAAAGCGGACUGGCCCAAACACAAGGUACACUGUGGCAAGAAAAAGUCAAUAGCUUCGCUGUUCCAGGAGAAGAUGGUCGAAAAGGGACUCACUGAAUAUGUCCUCUUCAGCCGGUGCGCGCUUGCUGUGGCUUAUAACGCGUCAUUCGCAGAUGAAAACAAGAGCGAGAUCUUCUUUGACAAUCUCGAAAAUGUAUUGGAAGAUGCUCAUAAGCCUGGUCUUGACGUUAUUGCUAAAUGCCUUGUCGACGCUGUGGACAAGGCUCACUCUGGUAUUACCAGACAAGACAUUAUUCUUCAGUUGACUGAGGAGUACGAGGUUGACGUGGGGUCUUUGCUCGAGCAAAUCGAGACCAAGCUAAGUAUGGAGGGCGACGAAGGACGGUACAGAGGAAUGGAAAUUGAAGAGUACACGGAAUGGGCCUCUUCUGACUCUGAAUCAAGCUCUUCAAGCUGGGUCACAGAAGAGUCGUGAUGUUGGCGGUUUCCUUGUUGAUGUACCUUAUGUCCUACGAUGUGUAUUUUUCAGGACAAUUUUGCAGGCUUGUUCGCGCUUUGAACUCCAAUAAAC